Messenger RNA from Sphaeramia orbicularis (orbiculate cardinalfish), 1753 nucleotides. It is a transcript of the gene ecsit, whose product is annotated as ECSIT signaling integrator. The record is from RefSeq and is a predicted model, not a curated record. Gene Ontology annotation, cellular component: mitochondrion. The coding region runs from base 134 to 1489 and encodes 451 amino acids. Lineage: Eukaryota; Metazoa; Chordata; Actinopteri; Kurtiformes; Apogonidae. The transcript has 8 exons. Gene Ontology annotation, molecular function: protein binding. Gene Ontology annotation, biological process: cell surface receptor protein serine/threonine kinase signaling pathway; innate immune response.
GGAAGCUAAUAAGUGUAGAACCAGGAUGUGUUACCGGCUUUUCAACAUGGCCGCGUCCGUGGAGAGUGAUUUGUGAAGGAGACUAAAUUCUGCACACAGUCUCAUCUUUAACGGUCAGUGUGAUGAGUGUAUCAUGAAGUGUGUCCGCUGCCUGCUCCAGCUGCAGAGCCUCCGACUGCUGGGUCAGUCAACCAGGUGUUCUGCACAGUACAGCUCUCUGCUCCCGUCAGCCUCCAGUCAGCCUGGCCUGCCACACAGCACCCAGCAGCAGGUGUCGAGGUCUUUCCACAGCAGUUCAGCAUGCAGCAAAAGUCGGCCCGUUCCUACCGAUUUCCUUAAAGACCAAGACGGGAAAAAGGACAAGUCUCUGGUCGUCCAAAAAGACCUGUUUGAAGAGGUGGCGAAAGACAUUAAAACCAAGGCCACGUUUAACAAGGUGGUGGAAGUGUUCACCAAGAGAGACGUGAGGCGGCGGGGUCACGUGGAGUUUAUUUAUGCUGCCCUGAAGAAGAUGCCCGAGUUUGGAGUGGAGAGAGACAUUACUGUGUACAACAAGCUGCUGGACGUGUUUCCCAAAGAGGUUUUUGUUCCCAGAAACUUCAUCCAGAGAAUGUUCAACCACUACCCGCGACAGCAGGAAUGUGGGGUGCAAGUCCUGGAGCAGAUGGAGAACUAUGGUAUUACGCCCAAUGUGGAGACCAAGGUCCUGCUGGUCCAGAUCUUCGGUGAUAGGAGCCACCCCAUGAAGAAAUACCAGCGCAUCAUGUACUGGUUUCCCAGAUUCAAGCAUACAAACCCGUUCCCAGUCCCCCGGCAGCUGCCUGAAGACCCAGUGGAUCUGGCUCGCUUCAGUCUGACCCGCAUCGCUAAUGACCUUGAUGCUAAAGUCACCGUCUACCAGGUGCCAUUUACAGAUGUGAGCGAGAGUGGAGAGGAUAUCACAUGUCCACAUAUAGUAGGUAUUCAGAGUCCCAGUCAGAUGGAGCUGUUGGCUCAGCAUAACCCCAGCAGACCUGUGUUCGUAGAGGGCCCAUUCCCUCUGUGGCUGAGAAACACCUGUGUCUAUUACUACGUCCUGAGGGCCGACCCCACGCCUGAGGAGAAGAAAGAGGAACCCUAUGAUCCAGAGCGCUGUUUUGACUACCCCCUACAGCUGGACAUAGAUUUAGAGCGAGACCUUGGGGAUGAUGAGGAGUUUGACGUGGAGGAUUUGGACGAGGGUCCGGUCUACGCCAUGUGUAUGUCCGGACAGGGAGACCAGGCCACACUCAACCAGUGGAUCUCUGGUCUCCAGCAGACCAAUCCCAUUCUGGGUCAGGUCCCUACACUUUUCCGUCUGGACUCCGGGCCCCGGGAUCUUCAGGGACCAGCUGAAACCGAAUCUGGUCCACGACACCAGACUGACACAGAGACCCACAACCAGAGCAGAGAAGAAGUACAAGACGAAGAAGCUGAAGAACCACGGAGGACCCAGGGGAUGAAGCAGUGAGAUUAGUCAUAACAGGACCGAACAUACAGGAUCAUAACAUACUGUACUCCAUAUGAGCUCAUUUUAGGAGCAGACGCAGCAAGAACUGAGGUUUAGGAUGUUAAUAAAUCAAACCAGAACAAAAAUAGUUCCACUUCCAAAUGUUAUAUCUGUUGAUCUGCUUUGUGCUGUGAAUAAUGUAACUAUGUAAUGUCCAAAACCCACACAGCAGACUGAUCACUGAAAGGAAAAGGAAUCAAAUAAAUGGUAUAUCUUUAUCUUCAC